AUGGAGCUAUCAGCAUUCGCCAAGACUACGCGACAUCCAGUCUCUGUUCAUCUUGUUGUCCAGAUCUUCAAAACUGCCAUCCCCAUCGCCCACAACUGUACUGCCGACCGCACUCCGAUCGCCCGCCUCCCUCAGGCUCCAAAGGCUCCAAAGGCUCCAGAGCUGUUGUUCCUACCUGAGUUCACAGAACGGCUGUGUCCGCUCACGGCUUCACUUUAUGAUGGACGUCUGACAUCUCUCCUGGAAUCGUCAUUCUACGCGGAGUCUCUGCAGUGGCCUUUCGUCAUCAGGAGGAAGCCUACAAUUACGACUGGGGCGAGCCGGCCUGCCGUUCGAAGCAGCCAAACUGACGAUGGGAGAUGCGCCUCAUUUGACGCCCCGCCAGAUCUGGGCCAAUCCGACAACAAAGACAGCGCAAAGCUAUCCAAGUGGAUGCACGCCUUUUGCAUCAUUCGGGUCAAUAACUCGUACGCGCUGACCUUAACCGGUAACGCCGUAUACCAACCCGUCUGCACUGGUGACACGACCGACCACGUCCAUAUCUCUGCCGUCCUCGAUACCCUUGAUCCAUUCUAUUCUUCCGUCACACCUCAACUCUAUGCUAUUGGAUGUGCGACUGUCGUCAGCUAUGUUCUGGUGAUUAUACUCCUUAUUACGCCUCGAACCUUUUUCAUUGGCGGUCCCGGUGGAGGUGCCAAUUUCCUCGGACGUCAUGGCAUGAUUAGCGGUUCCUAUAGCGGCAACUCUUCUGUCGUCGGCGUUGGGGGACGUCCCUGGUUGCAAAAGGUUGCUGCGACGUUAGUCGCAAUCUCUUUGACCAUCGCGACGGUGGAUUCAUUUAAGGUCGCCCAGCGGCAGUACGAUUCGGGAUUCUCCGACGCCGAGGCGCUUUCGCAGGAGGUCAUCGACGGAACCGAAAUUCGCAUCUUUCGAGUCAUAUCCAGUACCUUCUUAUGGCUGGCGCAGGUCCAGACUCUCAUUCGACUAUUUCCGCGUCACAAAGAAAAAGUUAUGAUCAAGUGGGCUGGGUUCGCUCUCAUCGUACUAGAUACGACUUUCAGCUGCCUGGAGAACUUCAUGGUCCGAAAUACAUCGACCCAUCCGCGACUAUAUGAUGACGCAGUCCCCGCGCUCAGCUAUCUCUUCGAACUGGCCCUCAACCUCCUAUAUGCGGCGUGGGUUAUUUUCUAUUCGAUAUCGAAGCAUCGGUACGCAUUCUUUCACCCGAAAAUGCGCAACAUCUGCUUCGUGGCUCUCCUUUCACUUUGUGCAAUCUUGAUUCCUGUCAUAUUCUUCGUCCUGGAUAUUGCAAAACCUGAGAUCGCGGGAUGGGGUACCUAUAUCAGAUGGGUGGGCUCCGCUGCAGCCAGUGUGGUGGUGUGGGAGUGGGUGGAACGAAUAGAAGCCCUGGAGCGAGACGAAACAAAGGACGGAAUUCUGGGAAGAGAGGUCUUUGAUGGCGACGAGAUGCUCGAAGUGACGCCAUCGGAAGAGGUAGACUGGCCACGGUACUCAUCUCAAGACUCCGACAAAGGCGGUGGCGACGGCACCUCCUCGGGUUGGGGAGGCAUGAUUAGCUUGCCGGGACGUCCAUUGCGGACAAGAGUUGGCUUCGCCCGUGGCCAUCAGAACCGCGGCAACACUCGACACGGGCAGGGCAAAGCUACCAUGCCUCCACGUCGAAAUCCUCGUCCGACUCCCCCACCCGCUGCCAUAACACCCGUCAGUCGAACGGACACCACCAGUGCUGCCAGCACGGUCUACAACGUUCGAUAUCAUCCAGUCACAACACCGACACCUCCCGUGGGAAUGCCGGAUAUGUCGGAGGAGACCGAGCAGGAUGAGGAUCCCAAAGAAUUGGAGGUUGAGGGCGCUCAUCCCGACGCUGUUGCAGCUGAGCACGAUCCUGCAGAUUCAAACAACAGAGAGGAAUCACCUCAAGUCGUUGCCAGCGAUCCACGGUGGAGGAACUUGCUCAAUCCUUUCAAGAGGAGGCGUGGAUCACUUCCCAAGGAAGUGGCUUCGGCGCAAGCCGACGAUGCGCAAAUCAAUGAGUAUUACAACUCCGGCUUGUCUGACGAGGAGACCCGUGGAAAAAAUGAGCAAUCGCUUCAAAACAAGAGCGCUUUCUUCUCCCUACACCGGGGCCGUUUCCCAGGAGGCGGAUCGCAAAAUGCAGAUGCACCUCUGCCCGUUACUGUCAUUCCAGCUCGUCGUCGCGGCCAACCGCAUACUUGGUCACCCGAGAAUCGAAUAUGGGAAGAGCGCACAGGCUCCGAAUCUCGACCCAAUCGAGCCGAUCUACCUGUCCGUAUCAUCCCUUCGCAGCCUCAGGCUUCUGCCCCGUGGGAAAGUGCAGAUCUUGAGAACGGCGAUGGCGAUUACACCUUACGUUAUGAUCCGGACGCCGCUGCAUUGAUUGAUGAGGACGUUCACGGUGGGCAAGAUGAUCGGCAUCAUACGCCUGAAGUGGCAGCAAUUGCCUGGGCCGAGCCAACUGACUCGCCUCGACGGGAUCACUCUUGCACACACCAUGCAAGCUCUUCAUUCGACAAUACACCUAGGCCCGACACGUCUUGA
Messenger RNA from Penicillium diatomitis, 2580 nucleotides. RefSeq names its product PalH/RIM21 family protein. NCBI's taxonomy places the organism in Eukaryota, Fungi, Ascomycota, Eurotiomycetes, Eurotiales, Aspergillaceae. Bases 1 to 2580 code for a protein of 859 amino acids. Gene Ontology annotation, biological process: cellular response to pH. The transcript is spliced from 3 exons. The record is from RefSeq and is a predicted model, not a curated record. Gene Ontology annotation, cellular component: plasma membrane.